Molecule: messenger RNA, 1059 nt
Organism: Fonsecaea multimorphosa CBS 102226
Lineage: Eukaryota; Fungi; Ascomycota; Eurotiomycetes; Chaetothyriales; Herpotrichiellaceae
Exons: 2
Coding region: 1-1059 (352 amino acids)
Molecular function (GO): dioxygenase activity
Source: RefSeq, a predicted model, not a curated record
AUGGGCUCAGCAGGAGAAGUCCCAGAAGUCGCCCAAAAGGGUGUAGAACAAGAUGAUCUGAUCAUGCCGCUGAUUGACUUCGGGGCCUUCAUGCACGGUUCUGCAGCCACCAAGAAGGCCACCGCCGAGCAAAUCUCCCACGCCUUCAAGACCUCGGGCUUCCUGUACCUGCAGAACCACGGCGUGCCCGAGGACCAGGUCUCGCGGGCCUUCUCGGAGUCGGCCGAGUUCUUCAAGCGGCCCCAGGAGCAGAAGGACGCCCUGAGAUGGACCACUCCGGACAGCAAUCGCGGCUACGUGACCUGGGGCCGCGAAAAGGUCACGCAAUCGGACGAUCCCGCAGAAAUCGCCAAACUGCGGGCCUCCAAUCCCGACCUGAAGGAGUCCAUGGAGAUCGGUCGUGAGGGCGUGGACGGGAAACCCAACCAGUGGCCGGCACACCUGGACGAAGCUGGCGCGACCUUCACCAGGGACAUGCAGCGCUUCUUCCUCACCCUGAAGGACCUGCACGUCAACGUCAUGCGCGCCAUAGCCCUGGGCAUGGGCAUGGAGGACGAGCACUUCUUCGACGGCUACACGGAUGCCGGGGACAACACCCUCCGACUGCUGCACUACCCGCCCGUGAAGAAGAGUCUUUGGCGCGCCAACCCGAACCAAGUCCGCGCGGGCGAACACUCGGACUACGGCUCCAUCACGCUGCUGUUCCAGGACGACAUUGGUGGCCUGGAGGUGAAAUCUCCCAAGGGCACUUGGGUGCGAGCCAAACCCAUCCCGGGGACCAUCGUAGUUAAUGCGGGCGACCUGCUUCAGCGCUGGAGCAACGACCAGAUCAAGUCGACGAAUCACCGCGUGAUUCAACCCCCGCCAAAGGACGAGGAUCUGGCGGACGAAGAUCCCGACGCCACGGUCCCCGCUCGUUAUAGCAUUGCCUAUUUCUGCAAUCCCAACUUUGACCGUCGGAUCGAAGCCUUACCGGGCACCUGGGAGGAGAGUGGGAAGAAGUACAAGGGGAUUAACAGCGGGGAUUAUCUGGUCAUGAGGCUGGCUGCGACUUAUUAG